Messenger RNA from Ipomoea triloba (trilobed morning glory), 3071 nucleotides. RefSeq lists its product as uncharacterized. The record is from RefSeq and is a predicted model, not a curated record. Bases 450 to 2873 code for a protein of 807 amino acids. Lineage: Eukaryota; Viridiplantae; Streptophyta; Magnoliopsida; Solanales; Convolvulaceae. The transcript has 10 exons.
UUCAUUUUGCAUUUGUUUGGUUUUUGGGGUUGUUUUCUCGUGGCGUGGCGGCGCGGCGCAAUUCCGCCUUGCCGCGGGAAUUCCCGACGGGAAAAGAGAUGAAUUUUGUUAUGAGUUUAGAUACAGAAACAGAAACACAAACAGGUGUGUAUGUGUAUGUGUAUGUGUAAAUAUCGAGAAAACAAAACCGAAAUCGAAUUAUGGAAAUAUGAUGCCCUGGGGCCUGGGUUUGAAAUUACAACAAGAAAACGAGAUUUCAUUAAGGUAAGGGGGGAGAAGAGGGCAGGGGGUUGAGGAGAUGCGGCAUUUGUGAAUUCGUCACCCGUCUUUGCUUUUCUCAUCCAGCAUUAAUACAAAUUACAAACAGAUUAUAGCCCCAUUCUGCACCGUUGGGCUUCUGUAAACCCUAAGCUCCGUGGAUUUCGUGUUUGGGUUUUGAAUUCUGCGAUAUGGCUUUUUUUGCUGGUGGUAGCAGUGGAGCUGGAGGGUCCGGUAUGAUGGGAAUGGGAGGCCGCCGGGCAGUGAUUCACCCUGAUCCCUCCGUGAUUGCUGUGGAUAUCUGGGCCUUAGCCGAGGAAACUGCUCAGGAAGUGGUGAAUUUUAUCCACCCAACCAUGGACUCCGAGGAGAAGAGGAAGGACGUCACUGACUUCAUGCAGAGACUCAUCAGAUAUUAUGCUCCCUGUGAGGUUUUUCCUUAUGGAUCAGUGCCACUAAAGACAUAUCUUCCUGAUGGAGAUAUAGAUUUAACUGCUCUUAGCGUUCCUGAUAAUGAAGAAUCUUUGGCACGUGAAGUCCUUGCUAUUCUGCAGGCAGAAGAACUGAAUGAAAAUGCUGAGUACCAUGUCAGGGAUACCCGAUUCAUUGAUGCUGAGGUUAAGCUGGUGAAAUGUGUUGUACAGGAUAUUGUGAUUGAUAUAUCUUUUAAUCAGUUAAGCGGGCUAUGCUCUCUUUGUUUUCUUGAACAGGUAGAUCGCCUUGUUGGGAAGAAUCACCUUUUCAAGCGAAGCAUUAUGCUGAUAAAGUGUUGGUGUUAUUAUGAAAGCCGCAUUCUUGGUGCACAUCACGGUCUGAUCUCCACAUAUGGAUUGGAAAUACUGAUCUUGUAUAUCUUCCAAUUCUUCCAUGCAUCCUUGAACACUCCUGCAGCGGUUCUCUAUAGAUUUUUGGAUUGCUACAGCAGAUUUGAUUGGGAGAAGUACUGUAUCAGUUUGAGUGGUCCAGUUUUCAAAUCCUCCCUCCCUGAGAUAGUGGUUGAGAUGCCUGACAAUGGAAGGAAUAGUUUGUUGCUUAGCGAAGAAUUUUUGAGGAACUGUAUGGAAAUGUUCUCAGUUCCAUCAAGGACCACCCAUGAAAGUAACAAAAGAGUAUUUCAACAAAAGCAUCUUAAUAUAAUUGAUCCGUUGAAGGAAAAUAACAAUCUUGGGCGAAGUGUUCAUAGAGGUAAUUACUACCGUAUAUGUAGCGCUUUUAGGUAUGGAGUGCGCAAGCUUGGCCAAAUCCUUUUAUUACCACAAGAUAAAAUUGGAGAUGGAAUCAAAAAGUUUUUUUCAAACACCAUUAAGAGGCAUGGAUACAGCGAUUUAGGUAAUUUAAAGAAUUCAAGCCUAAGUAUUGAUGCUGACAGUUCUGGGAUAUCAUCGUGUUCAGCAUCCCUUGCUGAGUUUUUCUGUGAGGAGGAGUUACUUUUGAAAUCAUCUGCUGGUGAUUUUGAUCACGAUGCUUUAGAAGUGGAAGAUAAAUGCACUUCUAUGUUGACAAAGGCAGUUUCUUUGGAGAUGGCAGUUCUGCAACAGUGUCUAUCUGGUGAUGCAAAUGACCUUUCCACCUCUACUCAUCAGGACCCAAGUUCUGCAAAUGAAACCUCAGAUGGUGGAACCUACAGUGCUUCUCUUUAUGGCCGAACGCACUCUGCACAGAACUUGCCCUUGCCCUCCACUAAGUUAAGUGCAGAAAGUGGGAGCUGUGAGAAUGGGAAUGUAUGUCAAAGUGACAGAUCUGAUUCUGUGGAUGUGGAUGAGAAGUUGGGCUCUGGUUCUGAACAUGGAGAAUUUCGCCCAGGGUGCAGUAGUGGCUGCCAGCUUGGAACAGAGUAUGGUGAGGGCUUUGGUUCAGCAAUAUCAAGUUUGAAGACCUGCACUGUAGAGGAUGCUUCACUGGAUUUUAGGGAAAAGGAUGUUGCUAGCAUAGCUGGAGAUUCGGAAGUUUGGAAUCCUUUGGCUGACCUCACCGGGGAUUAUGAUGGUCAUAUUAGGAGUUUGCUAUAUGGAAAGUUUUGCCAUGGCUAUACUUUGAGUGUAGCAGGGAUAUCCCCAUUUUGGUUUCAAAACAAUGAAUUAUUGCUCAGUGACCAACAAAGCAUGCCACCUGUGUUUGUAGGACCCAUGCUUUACUCUGCUGGGAAUGCUGUACCAUCCACUGCGACGUACAAUUUUGAAGAGAGAUCGAAAGUGCGUGGGACUGGAACUUUCAUUCCAACCAUGGUUAACACUUACAGGGAUGACAGAGCAUUGAGAGGAAAGGGGAAAUACAGGGCUUAUGGAGGCCAUGGUCUGCUCCACCGAAGCACUUCUAGCAGAGGAUGGGCACCUGCAUUGCCCAGGGAUAGUGCUUCUGAAAACAGUAGCAGAGAGGGUUCACAUGCAUGGCCUGCAGCAGCUCAAGAGCGCGGGAAAUCUUCUGGAUUCAGGCCAUCUCAUCAUUCAGCUGGAGAUUCUCGUGUUGGUGAAUUUGGAUAUGCGAGGCAAUAUCCCGAGGGUGGCUCAUCUCAUGAAAGGGCCACAACGAGAUUCUCCCAGAGAGUGCCCUGUGCGAAACCUGUUUGGGGCAGAAAAGAUAGGCUUGCAGAUCAAUCGUUGGCCCCUGAAGAAUGAUCUCCCCUCUCCUCUUUGCAUGUGAAGGGAAAGUGUAGGUGCUAACUGAACUGUAGAGAUGGUAUAGGUGACUGACUUUUUUGGUUUUCCCUAUGUUAGUUGUUUUUGGCUGGUGAGGAAUGUUUGUAACAAUGUUGGAUGUUUUCUCCCCCCCGUGCCUUGUAUCAAAUGGAAAAAGAAAAAUAUAUUGCAUAGUUA